Messenger RNA from Ananas comosus (pineapple), 2080 nucleotides. Its product is annotated as AT-hook motif nuclear-localized protein 22-like. The record is from RefSeq and is a predicted model, not a curated record. Gene Ontology annotation, biological process: vegetative to reproductive phase transition of meristem. Bases 842 to 1789 code for a protein of 315 amino acids. Gene Ontology annotation, cellular component: nucleus. NCBI's taxonomy places the organism in Eukaryota, Viridiplantae, Streptophyta, Magnoliopsida, Poales, Bromeliaceae. Gene Ontology annotation, molecular function: minor groove of adenine-thymine-rich DNA binding; DNA-binding transcription factor activity. The transcript has a single exon.
AUGGAAAUAGUGUUAACACAUAUGAUAAUAACUGGCCUAGAAUAAAAGAGACCAUAGCAUAAACAUAACACUCACAAAAGAAGAAAGGAAUAAGCUAGAAGUUGAUUAGUCCAUAUUUAACUGGGGCAAACCAUACUCAAUGAGAAUCCAACCAAUCCUCAAAACUUCCCGUGUAUGCCCUCUUUUCAAAAGAAAUCUAAUACAGGAGAGAGAAAGGGGAGUGCUAACAAUUAUUGGUAGCUACGAGUUGGCUUUGUGAGGAGGGUGGAGAGAGAGAGAGAGAGAGGGGUAUAAAAAUAAAAUAAAAGAGAAAGAGAGAGAGAGAGAGAGAGAGAGAGAGAGAGAGAGAGAGAGGAGGGGUUAUAAUAAGAUGCUUAAUUUUGGAAUCAGCUGAGAAGUUGGUGGGUGACAAGAGAAAUGCCUCCAUUUUGUUUCUGGUGAGGAGUAGCAUUGGUUGUGGUAUAUGACUCUUCUAUUUAUUUACUAUAAUUUUUCUUUUUCAAAAAAAGAAAGGAGAGAUAGGAAAAAGGGAGGAGGCAGGGCGCCGUCUUUCUUUUGAUCUUUCCUCUACUUCUCCUCCUUUUAGCCUUUUUCUUUUUUUCUUAAUUGAAUAGUUAAUGAAAAUUAUUGUUCUCCUCUCUCUCUCUCUCUCUCUCUCUCUCUCUCCCUUCUCAUCUCCUUUUCUUUGGUUCUUCCCCCUUUGCUUUCUCUUCACUGUUCCAUCUCCUAGGUUUUGCCCCAUCCCACCUGUUCUUUGUAUUUAGGGGGAAAAAUAAAAAGGAAAAUAAAAGGGAAGAAGAAGAAAAAAAAAGAAAGAAAGAAAUUUAAUUAGGGCAAGUUUAUGGAUCCGGUAACAGCAUCAACACAUGGCCAUCAUCUUCCCCCAUUAUUCCAAGACUUUCACCACCACCACCUCCACCCUCAGCUCAAAUCCGACGACGACCUGCGCAGCCGCGGCAAGAAGCGCGACUACGACGACGACGACGACGACAACGCCAACGACAGCAGCAACAACAACAACAACAACAACAACAACAGCGGCGGCGACGGCGACGGCAAUAAUAAUAAUAAUAAUAAUAAUAGUAACGAUGUGAACCGGAGGCCGCGGGGACGCCCGGCGGGGUCGAAGAACAAGGCGAAGCCGCCGAUCGUGAUCACGCGGGACAGCGCCAACGCGCUGCGGACGCACGUGAUGGAGGUGGCGGGCGGGUGCGACGUCGCGGAGAGCGUGGCGGCCUUCGCGCGGCGGCGCCAGCGCGGCGUCUGCGUUCUCAGCGGCGUCGGCACCGUCACCAACGUCGCGCUGCGGCAGCCCCCGGCCUCCGCCGCCGCCGCAGCCGCAGCAGCGUCGUCGCAGAGCGGCGCCGUGCUGAACCUGCACGGCCACUUCGAAAUUCUCUCCCUCUCCGGAUCCUUCCUCCCCCCGCCGGCCCCGCCGGAGGCCACCGGGCUCACCGUCUACCUCUCCGGCGGCCAGGGUCAGGUCGUCGGGGGGAGCGUCGUCGGGUCGCUCAUCGCGUCUGGACCCGUGAUCAUAAUGGCCGCGUCCUUCGCCAACGCCGCCUACGAGCGCCUGCCGCUCGAGGAGGACGACCAGCCGCCAUCCGCCGCCGCCGCCGCCGCCGCGAUGCUCGGCGGCCAAGCACAGCAGCAGCAGCAGCAGCUUUUGGCGGCGGCGGCGGCAGCGGAGGCGAACGCAUUCCACGGGCUCCCGCAGAACCUCCUCGGCGGAAGUGUGCCGGUGCCGUCGGAGCCCUACGGUUGGGGCGGCGGCCGACGGCCCUUCUAAUCAUUCUGAUUACGCUUAAUCAGGAUUAAUUAACUGAAUUUGUGCUCUUGUUUAUUUUGUUUUCUGAUGUGCUAUGUUAGAAUUAAUGUGAUCAUGUGGUUUAUGAUUUUGAAGUGGAGUGUUACUUACUUACUUGUGGUUUAAUUAGUGGAACUGAGGAUUUUGUUAAUUAAUACACGUCUUUCAUUGUCUUUGGCCUAAUUAGACUACGCAGCAAACAGUAAUUUUAACUGUUGUACUGUAAUUUUUUUUCCUUUUAUUAUUUUUUUCAGGAUGUGUCUACUGAAUCAA